Molecule: messenger RNA, 342 nt
Organism: Caenorhabditis briggsae
Lineage: Eukaryota; Metazoa; Nematoda; Chromadorea; Rhabditida; Rhabditidae
Exons: 3
Coding region: 1-342 (113 amino acids)
Source: RefSeq, a predicted model, not a curated record
AUGAUAAACAUUUUAUCAGUUGACAACUUUUCAAUAUCUUUUGAAGGAAGUGAGAUGUGUAGGCUCAAAGUGGACGGUGCGGGUAGCGUUCUAUUUGUAUUUGGAUCGUUAUCCGUGUCUAUGUUAAAGGGUACCAUCAUUGAUUGUUUGGGACCAGAGCGUUCAGCCGCCGUGGCAUCAAGAGGAAAAUGGUGUGGAUGUCUAUCAGGAACGAGCCAUGGAAAUCAUGGCUUCCCGCAAUGGUGCUGUUCCAAUCAAAAGAAGUGUAUUGAAUCCCGAGUACAGCCCAGACAUGAUGUACAAUAUCGAGUUGGGGAUCAUUCAGUUACCUCCUCUUCCUAA